This is a messenger RNA of Sordaria macrospora k-hell, 1011 nucleotides long. RefSeq lists its product as uncharacterized. Lineage: Eukaryota; Fungi; Ascomycota; Sordariomycetes; Sordariales; Sordariaceae. The record is from RefSeq and is a predicted model, not a curated record.
AUGACAGCUUCGUCUCCCCGUUUUGUAGACCUACCAUGGGAGAUUCGAUCUAAAAUAUGGGAGUACACGGCCGAGCCACGCACAGUCGACGUCAACAUCACCCGCUCCAACAAGCCAGUCACCGACGAACUGAGAGCCAAAUUCAAUUUUGGUUGCGAGCAUGCGGAUCCCUUCUGGAUUACCAUCACCCGAUUUCGGUCACCCACCCCUGUGCCUGCGGCCCUGCACGCCUGUCGAGAAGCGCGCAAUCACCUUACGACAAAGGAUGGUGGUGGGUUGGGGCACUAUCACAAGGUCUUCCACCAACUCUGCCCCGCGUCGUUGGGAGUAUUUCCAGGCACCCUACCACUGCACAACCCGGACUUCCGGCUUUUCCUGGGCGUGGACCCGGAAUCGGAGUCGGCACGUUACAUCUGGGUGAACUUCGAAGUCGACCUGAUCAACAUUGGGAAAACCCCUUUCGACGAGUUUCCGCGGUUAUUCAAACACAGCAUCAGACGGCUCAAGUUCGAGAACGCAUACGACGACAACUUUGCGUACUACAGCGGUCUCGAACACUGGACCAACCUCCAAGAGAUCCAGAUCGUCUGCACGGACGGGAUACAUGCAGAGAAGUGGGCGUCGCUGGAAGAUGAGUGGUGUCUCUGGACGACAAGAAACGUCUUGCUGAUCGAUGGCAAAACCAGAAAAACCGGAACCGGAACCGGAACCGGAACCGGAACGGGGGGCGAGGCCGACGAGACGGUGAUGAUAUCUUACUCCGACUUGGCUGCUAGGUUUGAUCUGGCUGGGCUGCGGGCAGCCAGGUACAGGAAACGAGGAGCAAGAAUUAACCCUGACACUCAUAUGCCGUUGGUACCUUGGUUCCCGCCGGGGUGGCUGGAAGGAGAGCACAUGAUUGAUCUUGAGUACUACUACGAGAAUGGCGAGGAAGAGUUCAAAGAGCGGGUUCUUGAGCCUCUGUCGGAUGAUUGGUAUGAAUAUUCAGAUCUGGAAUCAGACACGGAUUAG